Molecule: messenger RNA, 2522 nt
Organism: Entelurus aequoreus (snake pipefish)
Lineage: Eukaryota; Metazoa; Chordata; Actinopteri; Syngnathiformes; Syngnathidae
Gene: trmt11
Product: tRNA methyltransferase 11 homolog
Exons: 13
Coding region: 162-1559 (465 amino acids)
Biological process (GO): methylation
Cellular component (GO): cytoplasm
Molecular function (GO): nucleic acid binding
Source: RefSeq, a predicted model, not a curated record
AUAGUAUAAUGAGGCUGCAAAGGUAUAAUUCAUUUUCACAUUUUUUUUUAGAAGAGAAACCAUUUGCAGUUUUGCCAUUUAUGGCAACGACGCGCCUCAGUGGGUUCUUUUUUCACUCAACUUAGUUUCGAGCCGGACGUAUUUUUAAGUCAGCAACAAACAUGGCAGCCCCUGUCAGACGAUCAUGCUUACAGUAUUUAAUACAUCUUGCUCAAGACAAUUUGGACUUCAGGUUACCGGAGAUUGAAGCUCUGCUGGCUCUUAGGGGGAAGAAAAUCCAUCCUGGGAGAAAUUUCAAAGAAAAGGCGCCGUUCUGGUGUCUAGAUGAUUUGACAGAAGAAGAUGUCCGCAGCAUCAUGGCCAGAUCUGUUUGUGCAAAGUCUGCUUUUGAACUGUGGGGCCACGGGCGGACACACAGCGAGCUCAGAACAUCUUUACUGAACUACCCAGUGGAGAACAUGUCACCAUAUAUGCACAAAGACUCAACAUACAGAAUAAAUGUUUACACUUUCAACAAAACCCUGGAGUUUAGUGAGAGAAUUAAACGUAUUGAUGAAAUGGAAUAUCUUCCAUUUGAGGGUGUAGUAAGCCUAAAGAACCCUCAGCACAUCUUCUGUUUGCUGGAAGAUUACGGCACUGACCCCAACAACAUCCCUGAGCAUCCAGAUUACAUAUAUUUUGGCCGAUGGAUAGCAGAUGGCCAACGUGAACUGAUUCGUUCGCACAGUGUGAAGAAGCGACACUUCAUAGGAAACACCAGUAUGGAAGCAUGCCUCUCAUUCAUUAUGGCCAACCAUGCUCGGGUCAAAGAGCACGACCUUGUCUUUGAUCCAUUUGUUGGUACUGGAAGUCUGCUGGUCGCAUGCUCUCAUUUCGGAGCCUACGUGUGUGGAACAGAUAUUGAUUACAACACUAUCCACGGCAAAGGGAGGUCAAGCCGUAAAAACCAAAAGUGGCGUGGACCUGAUGAAAACAUUCGAGCCAACCUGCGACAGUACGGAACAGAGAAGACGUUUGUAGACGUGAUGGUGUCUGACGCUUCCAAGCUUGUUUGGAGGAAGACCCCAAUUUUUGAUGCCAUCAUUACAGAUCCUCCAUAUGGUAUACGUGAGUCUACAAGAAGAACUGGCUCCCAUAAAGACACUGGAAAACCUCCGGAUAGCAUCUAUGCUGAGUCACAUGUGGCUGUGUCACAGUCCUACCACUUGAGUGACAUCUUAGCUGACCUGUUAAACUUUUCUGCGCAUCACCUGGUCACGGGAGGGAGGGUGGUCUACUGGCUGCCUGUUCAUCGACCCGAAUACUGUGAGGAGAUGGUUCCCCUUCAUCCAUGUCUGCGGCUCAUUAGCAACUGUGAGCAGACGCUAUCAAGCCACACAUCCCGCCGCCUGAUCACCAUGGAGAAGGUCAAAGAACCCAAGGAUCUAGACAGCCAGGCGGACCCUCGCUUCUGCCCCUACCAGGGACACAACGGCUUCAGAGAGAAGUACUUCAGUGGAGUCAACAAGAGGCUUAACAAGGAGAACAAAUCUAAUGCCAAAGGAGACACAAUCAUUUAAGUAAUUAGGUCAUCUAUUUUCCAAAAAAGGGCUGUAAUAAAUAUUUUAGAAAGAUGAUAAAUCUUAGUUUGUUUUAAUACUGUUAGUGACAUAUACUGCACUUAAAUAUAUGUAAAGUGCUUUUUACUUACCGGGUAGUUAUUUGUAUUAGUUUACCUACACCACUGUAAACUACAACUUCAUAAUUGAACGUUAUCAUGUAAAUACAGAACUUGUUAAUGCAGCCAUUGUUUGGUAUUAAUUCCUGAUGUGGUUGGUGAGUGUAUUUGUUGUUGUUUUUUUAACACAUUUGAAGUUUGUUAUUUAUGCCUUCCUCUAUUUGUUUAAUACAUGUACAAGAUUACCCUUUGAGUUUUUAUUAUGAAAAGCAAUUAACUCAUUGCCUAUAUCUACUCAGUGUACACGGCAAGUAGCAAAUAAACCAAUAUUGAAUUGACAAUGUCUCCAAAAUUCCAACUCCAUUCCAUGAAUCUGUAUUGAGGUUGCAAACAGGAAGUAUAAUUAUAAUUACAAUUCUAACAUGCUAAAUGAGCAGUUCAGGGAGUAUGUUAGCAUGUGGGGUAAAAAGUAAUUAAUUGAUAUUGUUUCCCAGUGCUAUUUUGCUAAUGUGAGUGUAAGCAGUGUGGAAUUUUAGCCAAUUUUGUAAAUAUAAAACUAAAAGACAUACAUAUUGCUACUUGUGUUAUGUUGCGAGCAUACUAAGUGUUAGCACGAUAGGAUUUUAGCCAAUGUUAUAGGUAUAAAACUAAAGUGCUAAGAUAUCACAAGUGUUAGCAUGAAGUCUUUGAUCCAGUUGUGUUGGUAAAAAACUAAAAGUCAUUGAUAUUGUUACUUGGUUCUAUCUUGUUAGCAUAGUAAGUGUUAGCAUGAUAAAAAAUUUAGCCAGUUUUGUUGGUAAAAAACUGAAAGUCAUGAAUAUUGAUACUUUGUGUUAAUUUUCUAGCAUGCCAACUAUUGUUCGCA